Pestalotiopsis fici W106-1 is the source of this 1152-nucleotide messenger RNA. RefSeq lists its product as uncharacterized. Bases 1 to 1152 code for a protein of 383 amino acids. Gene Ontology annotation, molecular function: cellulase activity. The transcript has 2 exons. The record is from RefSeq and is a predicted model, not a curated record. Gene Ontology annotation, biological process: polysaccharide catabolic process. NCBI's taxonomy places the organism in Eukaryota, Fungi, Ascomycota, Sordariomycetes, Amphisphaeriales, Sporocadaceae.
AUGAAGUUCCAACUUUUGACCUUGGGGGCUAUAGGUCCUUUGGCUGCUUACGCUUUGCCCAAAUGCGGUGGUGGUCGCCCGCCGCCGCAAAGUGCAGCAGGAAACGGCACUUACACAGCCGUGCCUGCAUAUCCUUCCUCUGCUGAGGCCACCAGCUAUACGUCCUUGACGUCCUCCUCUUUGAGCCAGGAGGUCGACUCAACCUCGGUCUUGCCCGCCACCACCACCAUAAUUGAGUCAUCUUCGUCGUCAGUGGCUGUCCCGACUACCAGCUCAUUGAUCACCAGCGCCUCAGAAAACGCGCCAACUACAACCCCAACUACCGCUGCAGCACCGACAACCUCCGAGACGGCCCAAGCCGCGUCUUCCACCGAUACCUCGCCCAGCCAGGUCAUCAGCGCGUCCUAUACUGAGGCCACACCAAUCUCUUUCAAGGUUUCCGCAACUGAACAAUGCGGCGACAAUGAUGUUCUGAGCCUGCCCGGCAUGCCGUGGACUGUUGCCAACUCCAUGUACAAUGCCGACCAAAUGGUAGGCUCACAGUGCACCAACUUUGAGGGAAUCCUCGAAGCCGCCGAUGGCACUCAAGAAGUAUCCUGGACUAGCAUCACCGACAUUGAUUUUGUCGAGUCUACCAAGGAUCUUUGCAAGGGCUACACAAACAUUGGUAUUGGCGUCAACCUGAACCAGCGAUUCAGCGAUAUCUCCUCCAUACCUGCCUACUUUCAGUGGGAUCGCACCAAUACCACCGAGUUCAGAGGGUCCAACCUGUUCGACUUCAUUACUGCCCCUACCAAAGGGGAUCAUGACUCGACGGCCACGUCCGAGUUCAUGCUUUGGAUCCGAAUCUGGGGUGGUCAGGUUCCUAUCGGCUACGUGGACGGACCCGUUGCCACGUUUGACCUCUUUGGAGCCAGCUGGAAGUUGUACGAGGGACAGAACCCCAACAAUGGAGUCACAGUCCGCAGUCUGCUGGUCGAUGACAACUUUGAGGGCGAGUUUCAAGGUGACCUCAAGGAGUGGCUGGAUGCCAUGGCGCAGCGCGGUUACAUUGCAGACAGCGACUAUGUCACUGUGGGCAAUGCGGGCACCGAAGUCUUCUAUGGAAGCGCCACCAUGAGUGCAAAGGUGGCUCUCAAUAUCGAGGUUUAA